Molecule: messenger RNA, 285 nt
Organism: Linum tenue
Lineage: Eukaryota; Viridiplantae; Streptophyta; Magnoliopsida; Malpighiales; Linaceae
Source: the annotation of a GenBank genome assembly
AUAUUUUGGGUACAACUUAUCACUCUUUGUCGAUUGAUAUGGUUCUCUCUUUUCUGUCUAUUUUUGGUAUGUAAUAAGCACUGUGGAACUGAUUGUUUGUUAAACGACUGGGACAGACUCAUCCAAUAUUGUUCUCAUAUUUUCAGGUCAAAUGAAGAACGCAGCCUUUUGCCACUUCUAUUCUAGGAUAGCAAUGCCAUGAUUGGAGCAGUCAACAGAAGUAGUGAAGGCCACGAGGGAAGUCAAAUGAUAAUAAGUCGUUAAAUGGUUCCUAAGACCUCGAAC